ACGCUGCGUUUUUGGGUGAUAAUCUUGAUUUUCCUUCUCUAUUGUUGAUGCCUCUUAUGUAUGUUGUUGUUGGUGGGCUGUGACAUCCUUGUAGACUGAGUUUGGGUGUUUUUACCCUCAAUUUGCAUAAUAAGAGAAGAAGAGGGCGGACUCCCUAUAAGUCCCGUGGUUUUUAUCCUUCACAUCGAAGGGGUUUUCCACGUAUAAAAAUCGCGUGUCGUUUGCAUCUUUGUUCUUCAUAUUUGGUUGUGGUUUAUUUGAUGUGUUGCUGAUUUUAUGUGCUUGGUUAAUCAAUAGUGGUGAAUUGGGUUAAGUGUUUGGUUGGUUGUCUUGAAGUUGAUCCUUGUAGGUGGUGCAUCCUACUUGUUGCUUCUCCCCCAACAAUGGGCUCAGGAAUUGACAAGAAGCAUGUACGCGCUGCUUGCGAAAUCUUAUCUAUUCUAAAGAAACCCAUUGUUUUAAUGGAAAGUGCCUCUACGGAAAAGACUAGGCAAUCAUCUAAGGAGAAGAUAGUUUGCAAAGAAGAAGAAACAAGCAUUACAGACACCAGCACUUGUGGCAAACAUGUAAAUGUUGACUUAUCACACCCUGAAAAUUCCUCUGGAACUAAAAGCAAGAUUUUUUCAGAAUCUGUCUCCUCCAGAGGAAACGAAACUCGUGAAACACAAGGAGCAUCAACGAAUGACCUUCCCACUAAUCUGUCCAUGAAGAAGGCUUUCUCUGCCCGACAUGAAAGUUCUGUAGAAAUAGGCAUGUCAGAUGGAAAAGAAGAGGAAGCAAUUGCAAGCGUGAAAAUGGAAAGAGAAGAGAAGUCCUUUGGUUGUGCUCUCGGGGUGAUGAAACAUUGUCAAGAGCCAAAAGAGUGUCCAGUAGAAUCCCUUUGCUCUGUGAAAUCAGACUCAAAUGCCUUUGAAAUGGCUGUGGACUGUGACACCAAAGACAGUUUUGAGCUCAACACAAGCACAAGGAAAGACGAUGACUUCCCAAGUUUUGAUCUCGGGUUUUGAGCUCGAGUAGUGCAAAGUGAAAAUC
Molecule: messenger RNA, 1032 nt
Organism: Cuscuta campestris
Lineage: Eukaryota; Viridiplantae; Streptophyta; Magnoliopsida; Solanales; Convolvulaceae
Source: the annotation of a GenBank genome assembly